GAACAACGACGAUUGAUAGCAAUGGAGAGCACAUACAAGUUCAAACAUAUACAACCAUAUUUAUCAAAAUAUCCAAAGUUAUCUUUAUCUUUAUUUCAAACUUAUCACGAUUUGAGCUUAUCUCAGAAGUGGUAUUCUAUUGAUUUCAUUGAGUUAGAAGAAUUAAAGUAUGUCAUUUUAGUUGGGAAGAAGACAAUGAAGCACAAUGAUACAGUUAUAAUACCAACCAACAUUUACGACAAUCUAUCUCUAGAUUUAUUAAACAAUAUCAUAAGUUCUACCGACUAUUCAAGAGAUGUACAUUAUAUUAGCAUAGUAGGACAAGAUUCAAGUUGCGUCUAUUAUAGAAUACAAGCAGGAUUAAUGAAACCAGACGAUUUGAGAGUUUUGUAGACUCAUACAAUCUUGUAGCUCAACCACCAUCAGCUCAACAAUGAGCAACCACAUUA
Messenger RNA from Wallemia mellicola CBS 633.66, 449 nucleotides. RefSeq lists its product as hypothetical. Gene Ontology annotation, biological process: tRNA splicing, via endonucleolytic cleavage and ligation. Bases 22 to 393 code for a protein of 123 amino acids. Lineage: Eukaryota; Fungi; Basidiomycota; Wallemiomycetes; Wallemiales; Wallemiaceae. The transcript has 4 exons. The record is from RefSeq and is a predicted model, not a curated record. Gene Ontology annotation, molecular function: nucleic acid binding.